AUGGCUACCAAGACGUCUAGCGUCAUUCGUUGCGCCGCCCAUGAUGAGCAGUCAGACGCGCAACAAGUUUUCGACGACUACAUGAGCGCCCAAUGGAAAAAAUGGCCAAACGAAGGAGCUUUUGACGCCCUGGAGGAGCAGCGUGGUCCUGUCGAGUUGAAAGUCAAGGGAUGCAUUCCCUCAUGGGCUGCCGGCUCACUGUACCGAACGGGGCCCGGUCAGUCCGCCGUGGAGAAUACCUCCAGGGGAACUCAUCGAGUAUCGCACUGGUUUGAUGGCUUCGCUCGUACGCACAAGUUCGACAUCAUUCCACCAACCCCUGACAGCAAGCAAUGCUCCGUGGUGUACUCUUCUCGCUGCCAAUCCGAGGAGUUUAUCCAAACCAUCAAGAAGAAGGGAUGGCGGGUCGACGUCUCUUUUGGGCAGAAACGGGAUCCCUGCAUCGGCAUCUUUGCCAAGUUGAUGAGUCUUUUUGUCCCCCGUCAAAUCAACAACAACGUGGCCAUAAUACCGGACCUACCCGGACUAGGAAACGGCCAAGCCGCCGCCAAAAACAGCGGCGGCCAUCGCAGCGCGCCAAGCAACGUGUACGCCAGCACAGACAACUCGAUCCUGCAGAAGCUUGACCCAAACACGUUGGAGCCGUUGGGGAGGGCUACGCAGGCGGACCUCCACCCGGAUCUCAAGGGCCUGCUGUCCUGCGCGCACGCGCAGAGAGACCCGGAGACGGGAGACGUGUUCAACUUUAACCUGGACCUGGGAAGAAGGGCCACCUACCGCAUAUUCCGCGUCAACGCGGACUCGGGAACGACUGAUAUCCUGGCCACUAUUUCCGACCCCGACUUGCCCGCCGCCUACAUCCACAGCUUGUUCUUGACGCAAAACUACGUCAUUCUCUGCGUGCCAGCAUCGCACUUCGCCUGGCGCGGCAUCAAGAUACUGUGGGAGCGCAACAUCAUCGACGCCAUCAAGCCGUUUGACAAGAGCCAGAGAUGCAAGUGGCUGGUGGUUGACCGCCGUCGCGGCAGGGGGAUCGUCGCCAGAUUCUCCAGCCCCGCUUCCUUCUUCUUCCACUCGGUCAACGCCUUUGAGGAGACGGCAAAGGACGACGCGGGGAACGAGGCAACAAGCAUCCACCUCGACUCCGUCACGUACCCAAACACGGACAUUAUGCACAUGUUUUACUACGACGUGCUCAUGAACCGCGACGAGGCCGCCACCAAGGCGCUGGUGGACAAGGGGAUCUUUAGGCUGGCCAAUGCCAGGCUGGUGCGGCACAAGUUUACCCUGCCGGCCUCGCCGGCCUGCCCGCAAAGCAGCGGCGAGGACGCCUACGCGCAGACCGCCCGAGAGGUGUUUUCCAUUCCGGGCCCCCACUCGGGGGAGCUGCCGGUCAUCAACGCGACGCGGGCCGGAAAGCCCUACAGGUACGUGUACGGCGUGUCCAGCAGGGGCAGGAGCAUCUUUAUGGACUCGAUAGUCAAGACGGACGUCGAGACGCGCGAGGCGCUGGUAUGGAACGGGCCGGUAGGACACACGCCGGGGGAGCCUAUUUUUGUGCCUCGGCCGGGCGGCGCGGAGGAGGACGACGGCGUGAUCCUGAGCUUGGUGCUCGACGGUAGCGCGCAGACGUCGUAUCUGCUGUGCUUGGAUGCCCAAACGUUUGGGGAGCUGGGCAGAGCGGAAACCGAGUUUGCCAUUCCGCUUGGUCUGCACGGGUGCCAUGUAUCGCGAUGA
Ustilaginoidea virens is the source of this 1737-nucleotide messenger RNA. RefSeq lists its product as uncharacterized. Gene Ontology annotation, molecular function: carotenoid dioxygenase activity. Bases 1 to 1737 code for a protein of 578 amino acids. Gene Ontology annotation, biological process: carotene catabolic process. Lineage: Eukaryota; Fungi; Ascomycota; Sordariomycetes; Hypocreales; Clavicipitaceae. The record is from RefSeq and is a predicted model, not a curated record. The transcript has 2 exons.